AUGACGGUAAACUACAAUCGGGAGAUCAUGACCUCCCACCCGUGGACAUUUCUCAAGCUUCUGUUCAAAUGGAAAGGCUCCAUCUGGAAAGCGAUCUACUUCGAGCUGUUUGUCUUUCUCGUCUGCUACGGCAUCAUCUCGAUCAUAUAUCGAGCCGCAAUGGGUGAACACAGCCAAAACCGAUUCGAGGCAGUCGUACGCUACUUCGACAAACGAUUGAAUUAUAUUCCAUUGGAGUUUGUGCUCGGCUUCUUCGUGACGACUAUGGUCAACCGAUGGACCAAGUUGUAUCAAUCAAUCGGAUUUAUUGACAACGUCGGCCUCAUUUCGAACUGUUACAUCCGUGGCAACACAGAAAAAGCGCGAAUCUACCGUCGCAACAUCAUGCGCUACGCCGAACUCAUUCAGGUGCUUGUCUUCCGCGACAUCAGCAUGCGAACGCGCCGCCGAUUCCCAACCCUGGAAACAGUCGUCGCUGCCGGAUUUAUGACGAAAGAUGAGCUCGAGCUCUACAACAGCUAUGAAUCAAAGUACAACUCACGUCUCGGCACUAAAUACUGGAUACCGGCGAACUGGGCGUUAAGCAUGAGCUACAUGGCAUGGAAGGAUGGCUACAUCGAGAGCGAGUAUUUUAAAGCGCAAGUCGAGAAAGAGAUCCGAACAUGGCGAACCAACAUCGAAUGGCUUGUCAAUUACGAUUGGGUCCCGCUUCCUCUGAUCUAUCCACAGGUCGUCUGCCUCGCCGUACACUUCUACUUUCUUGUCGCCAUCAUUUCCCGUCAGCUAAUCGUUGAGCAUCACAAGAUUAUCGACGAGGUUGACGUUUACUUCCCAGUCAUGACGUUCCUCCAGUUCAUCUUCUACAUGGGAUGGCUCAAGGUCAUAGAGGUGAUGCUUAAUCCUUUCGGUGAAGAUGACGAUGAUUUUGAGACCAAUGCUUUAAUCGACCGUAAUAUUACAAUGGGUCUUAUGAUUGCUGAUAAUCCGAUGAAGACACCAGACCUCCGAAAAGAUCCAUUCUUCGAUGAUGAGGAGGUGCCAUUGCUUUAUUCCGAGGAAUCCUCCAAUAUUCCAAAUAAUCACUAUCAUGGUUCAGUCAGUAUGGUCAAGCUGGACAACAAGGGGGCCAAGGUGAACAUGAUUCCCCAUUCUCAAUCGGAAGUCAACAUACGCCGCCUCGGAUCAGUCCUUUCUCGAAGCGAUCCCGAGCCGAUGUUUUCGAUGUCGCACGACGACUCUCGACUCAAGAGCACGAGAGAACUAAAUGUCGAUCGGUUAGACCCGAGGAAUUGGAAUAUUGCCGCCACCACCAAAGAUAUCACCAAACUUUGA
Molecule: messenger RNA, 1332 nt
Organism: Caenorhabditis bovis
Lineage: Eukaryota; Metazoa; Nematoda; Chromadorea; Rhabditida; Rhabditidae
Source: the annotation of a GenBank genome assembly